UUUCGUCGCGGUGUUUACUCAAUCCCUCGUAAAUAAAUUACAAACAAUUGAUGACAAAUGUGUUGAUGAAAAAGGAUAUACACCUUUAAAUUCUCGUAAGAGUGGCCAGUACACCCACAUUUCAUCGAAAUGGGUAUUCAUUGAUGAAAAUCGCACAGUAGGGCUUAAAAUAUAUGUAGGUAGGUACUGAAGAGUAUCUACAUAGGUAAUUAGAUAAGUAUUACCGUUCGCUGUAAAUAAUUUAAUUACUGGACUUAAGAUGAAUACUGCAUGAUUUUGGAUUUGAUUCCUGAGGUCGGGCAGUUUUCCAGAAGAUUCGUAAUAGGUGCCAUGUGUACUUUAGUAGGUACGACAAUAAACUUGACAUUUUCACACAUGGAAUUUAUCAUAACCGACAAUAAGUGGGCUAUAGUCCACCUCGUAGAGUAAGAUACCUAAUAUAUGACCACCUCUAGUUGCUUCUUUAUGGAAUAAAACGCCUGAGGCUCUAUAAAACCACGGGGCCUGACUACCAAUUUUCUAUUACUACGAUUCUACAGUUCUGUAGUUAAUAAUUUAUCUCAAUUAGACCAGAAAGGCACUUGUGAAAGUCAACGAAAAAUUAAAAGUAAAGCUAUUUGCCCAUUUCCAAUUAUGGAGAAGAUUGGUUUCUUGAGCGAAAUGGAGAAGAACGAGCAAGAAACUCCAUACCUAGGUUACUCUUUUUCAAUCAGGUGGAAUUGUAGUCGGGCUCUGUGACCUCAGAAGUACCAGUAAGUAGUUCCCCUAUAACGUAGGUGCUCAUUAUACUCUUUGGUAGAUGCACAAUUAAUUAUGGUAGAUAAUGCAGUUAUUUCAGUUGUUAUGGUAACAUAACAUACCCAAUGGUUGUUUAGCAACGAAUUCUGAUCGCAAUUGACAAGUUUAGUUUCAUUAUGAAGAAUUUUUAUAGCGUAUAUUACUUAUUUGUUAUUUAAAAUAUCUUUUAAAUAUGGCUUCGAGAUUCACAGACGACGAAGAUGAUGUUUUGGCGCCAAAGGAACCGCAGGUCACUUCUUUAGAACCUGAAGAACGUAAAGCAGCUCGAUCCCUCCGUAUAAAAAGAAGACAGGAUGCACUCAAAAGAGCUGACCAGCCUGCUGAGGAAGCUGCAGCGGAAGAAGAACCGAGUCCCAUAGAGCAGGCGACAUCCACUGCUGCCGAGGAACUACAACGACUGGCGUUAGAUGGCGCUGCUAAAGUUACCAAUGUCAAGGUCACCACAGAUGAGCGCGAAGUCAUCAGGCGCACAAAUUUCUUUGAGAAAAUGUCAAGUUCAUUAAAAAAGAUUGAGGAGGAGGCAAUUGAAGCACAAACACAAUAUGAAGCUAUUUCGGAAAACUGGGAAAAAAUGUUACAAAUCAAAGAUCCUUUGGAUAUCGACGCUGAGAUGAAAGAACAAAAGAAAACAUGCGAUGCAUUACUUGAACAAAAAGAUGCACUUAUUGCCGAACUUAAAAGUGAUCUGAAACGGAUGGAUGAAGCUUAUUAUGAAGAUUUGGAGAAACAGGAUCACGACAUCAAAGAAUUAUCAGACAGAAUCGAGAAACAAAUAACAAUAAUGCAAAGAGCUUAUGCAAAGCAGCUGACUCUCAUUGAAGCAGCAGUUAAUAUCGAAAGGCAAGCAAUGACGGAACAUAACAACAAGAGAUGGGAGGCACUCCACAAACAAUGUGACAAAGAAGAAGUCGCUCAUAUGGAGUAUCGAUUCACACAGCUAGAUGAGCACAAGCAAGAAAUGGAAGCAAUAAUGUGGGACCACCACGAAAAAUAUCGAGAAGCCAAGAUAGAACUGGAAUCAUUAAUACAAGAACUGCAACAAGAGUUGGAAAAAUUAAAGGCUAUAUGUAUAAUUAACACUGAGAAAAUUGGCUAUACGUAUCAGGUUCUAAAAAAACGUGAAGAAGAAAAUGUGUUUGUCAGAUCCCAACAGAAACGGAAACUCAAUAAAAUGUCCGACAUAGCUAAUGCUUUGAGAUCGAAAAUUCGCAAAGCAGCUGAGGAUGGUGCCAUAGAGGAAAUAAAAGCAGACGCUGAAAUUAACAAGUUGAUGCAAACAAUGGACGAUUUAGAGAAGAAAUCUGAUCAUUUUUCGCGAGUUAACCAUUAUAAGUUCUCCCAAGUGUGGCGUAUGUGCGCUUCAAGAUGCAUGGAUUUGAGUAAACAGUUGCGACAUGGAGAGAUAGCAUUGCAUGCUCAUAUACUAGCAGAACCACCUCCUCCACCACCGCAGAAACCGCCUAAAAGUCCUUUAAAUAAACUUGAGGAUGUCAAGAAAGGGCAAACACCUGCUAAGGAACACGUUAUUGAUCCUAAUGACGGAACUGAGGAAGCAAAAGAAAAUUUGGUUCGACAUAUACUACAACUUGUAGCUGAUAACACCGGGUUUUUAGUUGAAGACCGUUUACUAAAACUCAUAGAAAAGUAUCAGUUGAAGUCCAGAAAUUUGUGUACGUUGGAUGCAAUAUUUAUGGCACUAGAAAUACAAGCGGAAGAAGAUAUAGAACUCUUGUGUGGAACGUUCCUGAACUAUGCGUUUUGUCCUAUUUGCGUCGGUUUGGAAGUGGCGUCGGAAUUCGCCCCCGGUGGCUCAGGGGGCUCGCAGGAUCAGUUAUCUAAAAUAGAGUCCCAAGGUGUUGUUACUACUACUCGACCAAAAGGCGACAGAAUGUCCAUGGCCAGAGGUCGUACAAGUGUCGCUGCUCGAAGUGUGUCUGCCAGUACGUCGCGAUCUGCUCACCUUACCUUCAGGUUUGGAAAUAUAAAGGCUCAUGAGUUAUCACCGGUGGAACAAUUGUUACUGACAGAGGCUGAUGAAAUUAUGCAAAAGUAUGGAGAUUAUCAAGAAACUGUUUUGGUGACUGCGGGGACUCCCGAUGGAGGUUCCGCUGUUGGCAGAAGGCCGGGAGGGCGCGGCGUUACAGUAGCAACUCAACGAAAAGAUGUGAAAACUCCUCCUAAAGAUGAAGUCAAUCCCUUUUUGUGUCCACUGGGACAUGUCCUGGAAAUUGAAUCAAUGCAAGUCUUAACAGCUUUGAGUGAAUUCAUAUCAGUCUUUGUUCCACCUGAGAAGCAAAAACUACAUAACAUUUUACACAGCUUAAAACCACCGAAUUUUGACACACCAUCUCGCAAACUUACCGAGGAAGAGAUCACCAGCUACUGGACGCAGUGGAAAAACAUAUAUCCCCCAGAAAAGGAGAAAUUUUGGGAUGGGUUGUUGACUGGUCUCAACAAUUAUUUGGAAAUCUUGCAAGAACGGGAACGAGUGCACGAGGAGGUGGUGGAACUGCGUCGUCGUAACGUAGCGCUCCGUCAGUUAGUGCGGGGCGCACUUCCCGAAUUACCCGUACCGGUGCCAAAGUACGCGCAACCCGCCUCGAAGUCGUUUGCCGCACCAGUUCCGGAUACAGCACCUACAGCAUAUGCUAGGCUACCACCUAUCUCAAAUAAGAAUUAGUGAAAAUUACCGUACGCCCCGUUUUGGGAACCGCUUUGUUCGCUAAGUCAAGAUGUUGAAGAAAUCUGAACUUAUUCAACAGAUCAUUACAAGUAUCUUUGCUAGCCGUCAUACAUACAUGGACUAUUGGAUUACUACAUUACACCAUUGGCAUUAACCAUUAAUAUUGGCGUCGUCUUAGAUGUUGUUAUAAUAACCCUUGAGUUAUUUAUGUACUUGUUUAACUUUAUUUUUAUUAACUAAAUUAGUGAAAAAAUAAAUAUUGA
Molecule: messenger RNA, 3744 nt
Organism: Spodoptera litura
Lineage: Eukaryota; Metazoa; Arthropoda; Insecta; Lepidoptera; Noctuidae
Product: dynein regulatory complex protein 1
Biological process (GO): regulation of cilium movement; axonemal dynein complex assembly; cilium-dependent cell motility
Cellular component (GO): axoneme; axonemal dynein complex
Source: RefSeq, a predicted model, not a curated record